This is a messenger RNA of Plasmodium fragile, 2289 nucleotides long. RefSeq lists its product as uncharacterized. The transcript has a single exon. Bases 1 to 2289 code for a protein of 762 amino acids. NCBI's taxonomy places the organism in Eukaryota, Apicomplexa, Aconoidasida, Haemosporida, Plasmodiidae. The record is from RefSeq and is a predicted model, not a curated record.
AUGUUUGUCUUAAAAACUGGAUUCCCGAAACUCGAAAAGGGAAGAAGUAGAAGGAAAGGAAUUUUUUUCUUCAACACCGCAAGUCAGUCAAAUGUGAAACUUCCACAUAAGUCUAUGGACACAAAUGAGAAAUGCGGAAAUGAGUUCCAUUUUGAGGGGAAAUUUUCCCCCAAUUUUGAAAAUAUAAAAUUGCAAAAUUUAAAUAACCGGGAAGUGUUAUACUAUCUAGGAUACGGCAGUAAAAAUAAGUUACUAAAAUUGGACCUCUUAAAUUCGACCAUGAAAGAAUUGCGCAGCUUAGUGUUAAAUAGUGUAAAUUGCAUUUCUACUGAUUUUCAACAAAAUAAAAAAAAUAUAUUAAAUCCAAAGUGUUACGAGGAGGGGUUGAAAAACAUCCCAAAGAAACCCUUUUUCGACAUUCACGAUUUGGUAAAGGUUUAUUUAAACAUUUGUUACAUUAAUUCAUAUUUUUUUUUAAAGACAAAACGGGAAAAGUAUGGUGACAGCGUUGGCUCCUUGUUUCCCCAAAGCUGUGCCCACAAGGAUGGUGAUACAAAUGGACACAUGUCAAUUAAACAGGACGCAUCGUUACAUGAGAAAAAAAAUGUGAAGAAAUACCAAGGAAGCCAAAUGAAUGGAAACAACGAUGUAGAGAAUUUACUCAAAAAAGACAACCUAUUUAUAUACACCAAUAUCGAGAAUAGGAACAUGGAAACGUCUAAUGAGUUUGUGUGCAAUGAACAUGUAAAAAAUAUAUUUCACUUGUUAUCCAUUUUUUUUCUUCAAAAUGUGAACAUGCUGAACGACCAUUAUUUGUGCCGAAUUUUUUACGGAUACAAUAAAAGCAAAUUUGUGAAUGAGCGAUAUUUGAACAAUUUAAGUUUUGAGAUUAUCAAAAGGAUAAAAAAAAUCAGGACAUACCAUUUAUACUUAAUAUUGAUGAAUUCGUACUAUCUCAGUUAUGUAGACAAAACUUUUGUAAAAAUUUUACUUAUUCAUAUUGUUAAUAAACUUUCCCAGUUGCCCUGUGAAGCCAUAUGCCAAGUUUUACCCGUCGUCCCCUUAUUCAUUAACUCGGAAAAACUUACGUACAAAAUUAAUGUCAUAUAUGGGAAGAAAAUGGCAAGCUUUAAUCAAGUCAGUCAUGCAGUUAGCCUGUUUAAAAAAAUGACACAGUGGAAAAUGAUAUCCCAAAGAAAUAUAUUCCUCAGCUUUAGUCAUUUGAACAAAUUUAUGAAAGUCAAAAAGGGGCCCGUCAAGGGGGAUGCCCAAAGGAGAACUUCCCUUAAUCUGGGAAAAGCAAAAGAAGGAGAAGUCACCCCCGAGUCUCCUUCCCAGAUGCCGCACGACGAACAAAUGGUAAACAACGUAGUGGCAAACUUUGACUCAUUUGAUGGGAGUGUCGCACAAAGCGAUGAUAUAAAAUUUCCAGUACGAAACAUCUCAACGGGGGGAAGCAACGUUUCAGAUGAUUACACUAAUGGUAGACGGCCCCCUCAUCAGAGGAGGAGUGGUAGUGCAGCGUCGGCGGGGGAAUUUUCUCCCACGGCGGAGGAAAUGUUUUCAUUUGAACAUGAGCUGAUGAGAUGUAGCACAGCUUCCCCCAGAGAAAAGAACCUCAGCGUAAAAUGUGCAAAUGCAAAUUUUGCAAGUGAAGAAUUUGUAAGUGAAAAAUUUGGACAUGAAAUGUCUGGACUUGAAAACUGCGGCAGAGAGAACACCCAAGAGGACGCGGCGCGAACGCACAAGGGCGACAACCUCCUCUUUAACCUAAAACUGAUCGAAAUGCACCUGAUACACGACUUCAAAAAUAUAUACUGCCUUCUCCCGAGUGAUUAUAAAAAUUUCCUUCAAAAAAUUCGGAGCCUUCCAUGUAACGUGAACAAACAUAUGCAAGGAGAAAAGGAAAUUUACAUUUUAAAGAAAUAUAUGAAAAUGCUAAAUUAUGAAUUUAUUACAUUUUUCCAUGGUCCCUACGUGCUGCACAUUUGUGAUCCCUUUUACAAAAUUUAUAUAGAGUGGGAAAAUGGAUGGAAAUUAUAUCCACUGUAUCAGCAAAAUGAGGAAAGACAUUUCCGAGAAAAUAAAAUCAGUCAUUUGAGAAAAGAAGGGUUUAGUGAAAUUCUCAUUUGCCAUGAUGCCUUUGCGAAUUGUCCAAGUGAGGAAGAAAAAAUGAACUAUCUCGGUUCCCUUUUGCAGCACACAAAAUUUUCCAAAUGUAGCCCCAUCAUUUGUAGGGCGGCCACGGUUGCACACCCUCCUGUGGUGUCUCCGGACAUUUACCUCUGA